AAUUAUCAAAUGAUAAUAGUGACAAUUCAGAAAAUGAUGCUUCAGAAUUAACUAAUGAUUCUUCUCAAACCACUUAUCUUAUCAAGUCAAUAUGUCAAAUAAUCUAUAAUUUUUUGUUUGAUUAUUGGAAUAAACUAUUAAUAGUUAGUUUGUUGGCAGCACUAUUGGAUUUACGGCUAAAAACACUCACCAGUUGGGAUUAA
Dentiscutata erythropus is the source of this 203-nucleotide messenger RNA. The record is from the annotation of a GenBank genome assembly. NCBI's taxonomy places the organism in Eukaryota, Fungi, Glomeromycota, Glomeromycetes, Diversisporales, Gigasporaceae.